This is a messenger RNA of Hippocampus zosterae (dwarf seahorse), 1288 nucleotides long. RefSeq names its product sterol carrier protein 2b (gene scp2b). Lineage: Eukaryota; Metazoa; Chordata; Actinopteri; Syngnathiformes; Syngnathidae. Bases 442 to 867 code for a protein of 141 amino acids. The transcript is spliced from 5 exons. The record is from RefSeq and is a predicted model, not a curated record. Gene Ontology annotation, cellular component: cytosol.
UCAACAUAUGACCACCGCAGUGCGACCUUUUGGCCAGUAGGUUGCAUUAUUGCCGUUUCUUGUGCGCGCUGCGCCUGGUUUUUGAUCCAUUCUCGUGGAUUUCGAGUCGAUCGAGUUUCGGUCUUUUCAAUAACAAAUUGAUCCAAGACGUCAUGACGCCAUCGCGGGACGUUAUUGUAUCGCGACGCGGUGAGUACAACCCGACAAUGUGAGCCCCGUACAUUCGAAAUUCAUCUAUCCGUUAUUUAAACCACUUAAUCCAGUUGUUGAAAACUACGCUGACCGUGACCUUACUCUGACGUCGAUUUAUCGCGCCGUCGAACAGCGGAGCAAACCCGGAAGCGCAGUUAGCAAACACUGCGGCAGCAAAGUUCGCCGACGGCUUCAGAGACUUUUGACUAACUCUCCUUCUUGCUAGCAUUACGUAGUUUUUCCCCCAAAAUGCCCGACCACCAACUACCACCACUGAGGAUUGUGGCCACGUGGUGCAGAGCCAGCGAUGGGCUGGAGGGCUUCAAGGCUCACGCCGUGUUCCAGGAGAUCAACAAGAAGCUGCAGCAAGAAGGCGACGCGUAUGUGAAGAAGAUCGGCGGCGUGUUUGCAUUCAAGGUGAAGGAUGGUCCGGACGGCAAGGAGGCGACGUGGUUGGUGGACGUCAAGAACGGCAAAGGAUGCGUGCACAACGACACAGACAAGAAAGCGGACUGCACCAUUGCCAUGUCUGACUCUGACCUGCUCGCCUUGAUGACGGGAAAGAUCAACCCUCAGACGGCCUUCUUCCAGGGCAAGCUGAAGAUCACCGGCAACAUGGGCCUGGCUAUGAAGUUGCAGAACCUUCAGCUGCAGCCCGCCAAGGCCAAGCUGUAGCCGCCCGCAGGUGGGGGAGGGACGGCGGUCACGCGACUCCACUCCACUUCCGGUCCCACGAGUACCAGCUGAAUAAAAGCCGCCACAUUUGAGGAGGGAACAAAAAAUGUACAUAGACGACGUGGGCCUCAGUUGUCUGCAAGGUGUCGACCAUCUUUAUCGUCAUCCAAACUGUACUCUGGAAAACAAGGACCGACAGAUUUCAAAUACACGCACGGGAGGUGAAUGGAAGAGUCCGGCCUGCACGUCCUCGUGAUUGCCGGCGCGCCCGCGGCCCUUCAUGAGGAUGCGGCGCUUGAGAAAACUGAGGGGCGCGUGCCACUGCGACCAACUUGCUAACGCCGUCGGAAUGCAUGCUUUUGCAUUUUAUGCGCCAGCCAUUUGGAAUCAUGUCCUCUUUGCAAUAAAGUGAAUAAAAGUG